AGGAGGGGUGGGGCAGCCAGGCCGACACGUGUCCCUGCAAGGAGUGAGCCGCCUGGCCACGCGGUGAGGGUGGAGGGAAGGAGGGGGGGCGGCGCGGGGGACCGGGGAAUGAAAGACACAGAUGGCAAGAGAGACAGCGAUGGAACUGCAGGAUCCAAAGAUGAAUGGAGCCCUCCCUUCGGAUGCUGUGGGCUACAGGCAAGAACGUGAGGGCUUCCUGCCCAGUCGUGGUCCUGCUCCUGGGAGCAAGCCGGUCCAGUUCAUGGAUUUCGAGGGGAAGACAUCGUUUGGAAUGUCAGUGUUCAACCUCAGCAACGCCAUCAUGGGCAGCGGCAUCCUGGGGCUGGCCUAUGCUAUGGCCCACACGGGGGUCAUCUUCUUCCUGGCCCUGCUGCUGUGCAUUGCGCUUCUAUCGUCCUACUCCAUCCACCUCCUGCUGACCUGUGCUGGUAUUGCAGGCAUCCGAGCCUAUGAGCAGCUGGGACAGAGGGCAUUCGGGCCUGCGGGGAAGGUAGUGGUGGCCACAGUCAUCUGUCUGCACAAUGUUGGGGCCAUGUCCAGUUACCUGUUCAUCAUCAAAUCUGAGCUCCCCCUGGUUAUCGGCACCUUCCUGUACAUGGACCCCGAGGGGGACUGGUUCUUGAAGGGAAACCUCCUCAUCAUCAUUGUCAGUGUGUUAAUCAUCCUGCCCCUGGCCCUCAUGAAACACUUGGGCUACCUGGGGUACACCAGUGGUCUCUCUCUGACCUGCAUGCUGUUUUUCCUUGUUUCGGUCAUCUACAAGAAGUUCCAACUUGGCUGUGCUAUAGGCCGCAAUGAAACAGCAAUGGAGAGUGAAGCUCUCGUGGGACUCCCCAGCCAAGGACUCAACAGCAGCUGUGAGGCCCAGAUGUUCACAGUUGACUCACAGAUGUCCUACACAGUGCCCAUUAUGGCUUUUGCUUUUGUCUGCCACCCUGAGGUGCUGCCCAUCUAUACGGAGCUCUGCCGGCCCUCCAAGCGCAGGAUGCAGGCCGUGGCCAACGUGUCCAUUGGGGCCAUGUUCUGCAUGUAUGGGCUCACAGCAACCUUUGGAUACCUCACCUUCUACAGCAGUGUGAAGGCGGAGAUGCUGCACAUGUACAGCCAGAAGGACCCGCUCAUCCUCUGUGUGCGCCUGGCCGUGCUGCUCGCAGUGACCCUCACUGUGCCAGUCGUGCUGUUCCCUAUCCGCCGGGCCCUGCAGCAGCUGCUUUUCCCAGGCAAGGCCUUCAGCUGGCCACGACAUGUGGCCAUAGCUCUGAUCCUGCUUGUUUUGGUCAAUGUCCUUGUCAUCUGUGUGCCAACCAUCCGGGAUAUCUUUGGAGUUAUCGGGUCCACCUCAGCCCCCAGCCUCAUCUUCAUCCUCCCCAGCAUCUUCUACCUCCGCAUCGUACCCUCUGAGGUGGAGCCUUUCUUAUCCUGGCCCAAGAUCCAGGCCCUGUGCUUUGGAGUCCUGGGAGUCCUCUUCAUGGCCGUCAGUCUAGGCUUUAUGUUUGCCAACUGGGCCACAGGCCAGAGCCGCAUGUCUGGACACUGAUCAGGCCCUGCUGGCCCAGGUCCCUGUGCGCAUGCACAUGGAGGGGUCAGGGCCGCUCCCUAGGGUCCCUCCUGCCCGACAUGUGGAGGUGGCUGGUUCCCAUGAACGUGGUUGUCAGAGGCGGGGGACAGCAGAGGCUGCAGACUGGCCCACUUCCCUCCUCCCCAGGGAUGCCAAGCUUGGAUCAUGGCCCUAAUCCCAACCCCAACCCCAUGGGAGGAGGAGGAGGAGGAGGAAGAAGAGGAGGAGGAGGAGGAGGAGGAGGAGGAGGAGGAGGAGGAGGAGGCCAGGUCCUGGUGGAGCCUUUGCCUAGCCCAGUCCUCUCUGCCUCCUCCUGGCUGAAGCUGUUUGUCAGGAUUACCCUCGGGCUAAAGAGGAAAAAUAAAGAUGUUGAGCUACCA
This is a messenger RNA of Gorilla gorilla gorilla (western lowland gorilla), 1959 nucleotides long. RefSeq names its product solute carrier family 38 member 5 (gene SLC38A5). Gene Ontology annotation, cellular component: plasma membrane. NCBI's taxonomy places the organism in Eukaryota, Metazoa, Chordata, Mammalia, Primates, Hominidae. The record is from RefSeq and is a predicted model, not a curated record. The transcript is spliced from 16 exons. The coding region runs from base 122 to 1558 and encodes 478 amino acids. Gene Ontology annotation, molecular function: glycine transmembrane transporter activity; L-glutamine transmembrane transporter activity. Gene Ontology annotation, biological process: glycine transport; L-histidine transmembrane transport; L-glutamine transport.